AUGAAAUCAUAUUUUAACUUAAACAUUUGGUACGAGGAUUCAGUGAGGUUGGUGAUCAAAGGCCAGGAUAUUCAACUAGAACGAAUCACCACAAUUCUGACAGCCAUAGAUCUCUCAAGCAACCAUUUUGAAGGUGUAAUUCCGAAAUCGUUGAAAGAUCUUGGCUCACUUUGGCUACUCAAUAUAUCCCAUAACAAUCUCAUAGGAGAUAUUCCAAUGGAAAUGGGGCAAUUGAAUAUGCUUGAAGUGUUAGAUCUCUCUUGGAAUCAGCUCACUGGAAAGAUUCCGCAGGAAUUGACAAGGUUAACAUUUCUGGCAGUCUUAAACCUAUCUCAGAAUUAUCUCGUCGGACCAAUUCCUCGAGGUCCACAAUUCAACACAUUUGAAAAGGACUCGUAUGGUGGCAACCUUGAUUUAUGUGGUCCUCCUUUAUCAAGGCAAUGUGGAACGAGUGAUCCAUCACAUGCUCCUCAACCAUUUGAGUCCGAAGAUGAAGAAGAAAAGUCAUAUUUUUUAAGUGGAUUUACGUGGGAAUCAGUAGUCACAGGCUACGGUUGUGGACUAGUUGGUGGAACUGUAGUGUGGAGCCUCGUGUUUAAAGCUGGUGUCUCUCUAUAUUACAGUGAGCUCACAUUUCAAGCCAAGACAGUUGUAGUGAGAUCAUGUCAGUCUACGCCAGGCGGUUCUCUAUCGAUAGAGUCAGAUUUCCAGGACGACAGAUCAGCUCGUUAG
This is a messenger RNA of Lycium barbarum (goji berry), 732 nucleotides long. Its product is annotated as receptor-like protein 9DC3. Gene Ontology annotation, molecular function: protein binding. Lineage: Eukaryota; Viridiplantae; Streptophyta; Magnoliopsida; Solanales; Solanaceae. The record is from RefSeq and is a predicted model, not a curated record. Bases 1 to 732 code for a protein of 243 amino acids. The transcript has 3 exons.